AUGCAUAAGUUAUGUGGAAUAUGUGAAACCACAGUAAGUAAAUACUGCUGUCCACGAUGUGAAAUAUUUUACUGUUCACUUGAUUGUUACAAAUCAGAAAGACAUUUGGAAUGUUCUGAAAGCUUUUACCGAGAUUGUGUUAAUGAAGAACUCUCGUCUUGUAAUGUCGGUGACGAUGCGAAACGUAAAAUGCUUGACAUCCUUAAAAAAGUUCAGAAUGAAGAUGUAGAUGGAGUUCCAACAGACCGGUUAGAAGAUAUUGAUGAAGAUGAUGAGUAUGUUGAUUCGGAUGACGAUACAGGAAUUGAUUUACAUGAACGGGUAAAGGAUUUGAACCUUGAAGAUGCUGACGCUAUAUGGGAUGUUUUAACUGAGGAUGAACGAAAUGAAUUUGAAGCAUUAAUGCAGGGGGAGGUUGGUUCAAUUCUAUCGCAAUGGAUACCAUGGUGGACAUUUAAUAAAGAAACAAAGCUAGUAGAAGAAGUUCAACAAACAAAUGAUAUAGAAGAACACCUAAAAAAAUGUCCGUGUCUAAAGAUUGUCCCAAAGUUUAGUUCAAUAACUAAUGUCAAGCCAGCAACAGCUAUCAAAUUUAAUAUUAGCAAUGUUUUGGCUUCAUAUGCAUUCAUCAUGAGGUAUUUCAACGGAGAGGUUGAACCAGUUGAAGCUGUAACACACCUGUUGGACAUCUGCACAAAUCUUAGCACUAAUACAAAUUUUAAUGACUUACCUACUGCUGUAGAAUCAGUUGCACAGAGAUGUCUUCAGAGCGAACUUAUAGAAACAGAUGAAAGCUGCACUCUC
Molecule: messenger RNA, 804 nt
Organism: Iphiclides podalirius (scarce swallowtail)
Lineage: Eukaryota; Metazoa; Arthropoda; Insecta; Lepidoptera; Papilionidae
Source: the annotation of a GenBank genome assembly